CUUGGCGCCGCCCCCCACAUACCAGCAACGCCGCGCGCUCCUGUCUGAUUGUUGUCAGUAUUAAACCCACCAAUAUAAGUCGCCAGUUGUUAUACCCUCCUCCGGGAAGCGAAAGCCAGGUCCUCGUCUGUGAGGGGCGGAAAAAAGGGGCUGCUAUCUCAAGAAGCGAAGACAUUAUCUGCAACUCAAUAAGGAGCUCUCACAGAUAGCCCACGAUGUUCAGGAUCUGCCUGUGCGUCUGCGCCGUGAUCAGCCGCGUCGCUCCGCAGGAGGCGGAGGAGCCCGUAACCUACACGUGCACAGAUGGCUAUGAAUUUGAUCCUGUUCGACAAAAAUGCAAAGAUAUCGAUGAAUGUGCCAUCCUAUCUGACGCCUGCAAAGGGGGCAUGAAGUGCAUCAACCAUUUUGGCGGGUACCUCUGCCUCCCCAAGAGUGCCCAGAUAUUCAUCGGCAACGAGGACGAGAGUCCCGCGGAGGAAGCCCCCGCUCCCGCCCCCCCAACAUGGGUCCAGCCUGGCCAGGGGGCAGGCUCACAUAGUAGCAGGCCGGUGCGAUGUGCUGUUGGGUUCGCGCCAGAUGAGCAGAACUACUGCAGAGAUAUCGAUGAGUGUGCCACAGGGCGGCACAGCUGUGGCACUGACCAGAUCUGCCACAACACCAGGGGCUCCUACACCUGUCAGUGCCAUCCAGGAUUCCAGAAGAACGGAGAUCGUUGUGUAGACAGAGAUGAGUGUGCGUCCCGUUACUGCAUGCACAGAUGCGUGAACACAGUGGGCUCCUACUAUUGUGAAUGCAACAUUGGCCACCAGUUGGCGAGAAACAACCACACCUGCGUGGAUGUGAACGAGUGUGAGGUCUCACACCCAUGCCAGCACCGAUGCUACAAUCUCAUGGGCUCCUUCAUCUGCCAGUGUGACCAAGGCUACAAACUAGCUGCAGACUCUGUGUCCUGUGAAGAUAUCGAUGAGUGCAGCAUUGCCGGCUACCGGUGCCGCUUCCAGUGUGUGAACAACCCGGGGGGGUACUCCUGCACCUGCCCGGAGGGAUACCAGGUCCAGGGAACAGGAAUGUGUCAAGAUAUAAACGAAUGCGAAGGCGACAAUGAGUGCAGGGAAGACGAGAUGUGCUGGAACUACCAUGGUGGCUAUCGCUGCUACCGUAGGAACCCCUGCGAGGAGCCUUACGUGAGAACAGGAGAGAACCGCUGCUUCUGCCCAUCAUCGAGUGCCUGCGAGGACCUGCCCAUGUCCAUCGUGCACAAACACAUGAGCAUCCUGUCAGAACGCUCUGUGCCAGCUGACAUCUUCCAGAUCCAGGCGGCCAACAUCUACCCAAACAUACAGAACACCUUCCAGAUCAAGUCGGGCAACGAGGGCCGUGAAUUCUUCCUGAGGCGCUCCAGCAAUGCCAGCGCCAUGCUAGUGAUGACCAAGUCACUGACGGGGCCACGAGAGCUCAUCCUGGAGCUGGAGAUGAUCACCUUCAACAUGGUCACCCAGCACCGUUCCAGCUCCUUGCUACGGCUCACCAUCGUCGUGGGGCCCUACGACUUCUAACACCCCCUCCCCCCACUUCCUGUGGUGCUGUUGCAUCAUUUCCUGUGUAAAAGAUACCCAGCAUGCUCCAGUAUAUCCAUUUAACGCAGCGAUGGUGGGAGAUUACCAGCAGCUUGCUUCAUUCCUGGAGGAAGAU
This is a messenger RNA of Paramormyrops kingsleyae, 1692 nucleotides long. RefSeq names its product EGF containing fibulin extracellular matrix protein 1 (gene efemp1). The record is from RefSeq and is a predicted model, not a curated record. NCBI's taxonomy places the organism in Eukaryota, Metazoa, Chordata, Actinopteri, Osteoglossiformes, Mormyridae. Gene Ontology annotation, molecular function: calcium ion binding.